Messenger RNA from Cyphellophora attinorum, 2718 nucleotides. RefSeq lists its product as uncharacterized. NCBI's taxonomy places the organism in Eukaryota, Fungi, Ascomycota, Eurotiomycetes, Chaetothyriales, Cyphellophoraceae. The record is from RefSeq and is a predicted model, not a curated record. The coding region runs from base 1 to 2718 and encodes 905 amino acids. The transcript is spliced from 2 exons.
AUGGGAUACCAGACGCCGGACCCUAUGAGUAUGAACCAUCCGCAGACUACGCCCAGCCAUCAGCCGACGCUGGCCGGCAUUCCUCAAUCGCCUUCAGGUUCCACGGCUCCCGCUUAUUACGACUACUCUGAGUCCUUCACAGAAGAGAACUGUUUCUCGCCAGAUUCCAUCGAUGAUGGCCAGCAGCUGCCUUUAAACAUUGAUCAGACGAUAUGGGAAGGUGUGCCUACUCUGACCUCGCGAGAUGCACAAACACCUUUUGGAAUGCGAGAAGGAUCCAGGUUCUACCCGUCUGAACUGCCUACAAAGCAUAACCGACGGCCAAGUGAGCAAUCCAGGCCUAGAACGAGCAAAUCGGAUAGCAAGCAGUCCCAGAAGCCUGGCUCACGUCACAGUGCAAAGCGGGCUUUCGGUGAGACUGUUCCCAAGAGAUCGUCGAGCAUCGAUGCUACCAUCAGUGAGAAGAAACAGAUGGGUCAGGUCGAUCUGAGACGGCCGCGAAGCGAAGACAGCAGCGCUGAGGAUAGACCACGACGAGACCCGCGACGAGCGACCACCGUCUCGCGCCGAUCUGGGACAUCAUCUCCGUCGACGGCAUUCUUUGCCGGCGGUAGUCGCAGUGAUCGUGACCUCGCGCUGCUGGCUGCGCGAGUCCAUUCCCCACUACCGAGUUCUGUGUCUAAACUGCCAGGACCGUCACUCAAACGAGACAAAAAAGUGAAGAACCCAGCGCCGGAGCACAAGCUAUCAGCUCCGAGCACAGAGGUGGUCGUCAGCCCGAGCAAGGCAUGGCAGAUACCAGACUUUUCUUUCCGACCCAUGUCGUUCGCAUCCGAUAGUCUUGCCAGCGGUAAACGACCGAGGACUUCUGAAGCAACUCCAAGUCGUGUACCACUCAAAAUCCACUCGCCUAUGCCCAAAAGGCCAACUUCAUCCCAAAGUCGUAAGCGUUUCAGCAAGAUACUAGAUGUCGAGACUGUGGACCAGCAGAUGCCAGAUCGUGUCAUCGUCAAACAGCCGAGCUGCGUAACAGAGCCCGGCUUGAAUAUGGUCGAGGAGAGUCCUGUCAAGAGUACUCAGGCACCACCCGUGGAAGAUGUCUCAGCCCUAGCCAAGAGCCCGUCCACCUUGGAGGAUUGGCCGCCAUACAACUUUGUGGACGACCGACUCGAACGUGAUAGCGGAGUUACUAGUCAUGACAAAUCCACGGUCGAGUCUCUGCUGGACAGGCACAUAGAAUGCUUGGGCUUGCAUCCCGAUCAUCAAUACGACAAUCCUGCAGUCGACACCCCAGGACCUCGAGGUGCCUCCAUCGACGGCAAGGAGAGCAAGACCGAUACUUCCACGACACUCAGACUUACUGAAAUGCUAGAAAAUGUACCCGUCAUGGACCGCGGUCGGCCCACGACAUCAGCUUCACAGCAAUACUCGAGCUUGGCUACACUUGACCGACAUGCGAUGAAGCCACGACGGCUAUUUGCCAGUAUGGACGGAGGUAUUCCAGGGACAAUUGAAGAGCAGUCAAUUUCCGUUCCUUCGCGGUCACUGGUGCCAGGAGAGUAUCGACCGUCAUUUGGCUGGCAGACGCUUCCCUCGACAAGUGCCUUGAACAAUUCCACCAUUGAUCUGCCGACGCUAACCUCAGGCGAGCUUGGUGACGUCGAUACAAGCGAAACAGUAUCAAAGCUGAAGGUCAAACGGCGUUCUUUGAUGAGUACAAGUGCCUCUGAGUUGUCGAUCCUUUCUACGCUUUCAUCAGCAGGCUUGACUCCAGAGACGACAUGUGGCUUGCAUAAAAGAUCAAAGAGUGAGAUUGUUGCGCGUCAGGCAUCUCACCGACGUCGUCGCAUUCGCAUCAGGCUGAAGAUGAAGACUCGAUCUAGAACGACCGGCGAUUUGAGCAACAGGGAACUCAUGGACCACACAGCACCCGAUAUGAAGUCCGCGAAAGACGAUAUGAGAGACGAGAAGUCGCCGGUCAGAGGCUACGCGGAGCUAAGUGGUGAUUCCGUGCAGCCGUCCUACAACAGUCUGGCGAAUCGCCUUUCUGGGCCACCUCCAAUUCCCAACCGUUGGUCGAGCAUCAUAGCAUCUAUGCCUCUGCCAGGGAAGAAAAGUCACGAAGUCACACGCAAGCUAUCGGUCCGCAGCCAUCGAUCACAUCGCAGCAACAACAGCAUUGUCGAGCCUGUCAACGCUACGCGCAUGGCCAGACCAGUCCCUAGGAUGGGCAGCAUUCCGCAGUUGGCACCACCCGAUCUCGGUCCUCCCUUGACCUCGUCGGAGCUGAAUUUGAGCAUCCCAUAUGCUGAGGUUCCAUCGACAAUUCGUCCGACCCUGCGAGAGACGAAGAGCUUCUUUUCCGCCAAUAGCUCAACUCAGAGGGUCAGAACUUCGUUGCGACAGAAGCUGCACCUGCACAGCUUGCGUAACGUGCUGCCGGCAUCUCCAUUGGCUUCGGCACCACAUACGCAACAACUGAACACCGUGGCUUUCAGUCAUUCUUGUCAGAUGAAAGGCCACACAACGCUCGACGGGGGCCUCGAGGUGCCAAGUAACACCAUUCCCAUGACUGAUUUUGCGUACAGGCGGAGGAAGGUAGUUGAAAAGUUCAAGGACUGGUGGAAGAGGCAAUGCUUGCAGAAAGUCGUCAAUGGCCGGAAGGUGAGGAGAGAUCGGGAGCGCACGAUUCCUGGUACCGUGGUCUGGUCAGGUUGA